Messenger RNA from Lathyrus oleraceus (garden pea), 1766 nucleotides. RefSeq names its product AAA-ATPase ASD, mitochondrial. Lineage: Eukaryota; Viridiplantae; Streptophyta; Magnoliopsida; Fabales; Fabaceae. The coding region runs from base 122 to 1516 and encodes 464 amino acids. The transcript has a single exon. Gene Ontology annotation, molecular function: ATP hydrolysis activity; ATP binding. The record is from RefSeq and is a predicted model, not a curated record.
UAUUAUUCACAAAGAUAACAAGUUCUCUUUGGUACACAACACACACGUAGACAUUAUCACAUAUUCUUCACCUUUAUAUAAGACAAAGCUAGAAAACACAAACAUCAUAGAAGGAAAAAAAAUGAAACAAAGUGACAUGUUUGCUCAAAUAGGAUCCUUGAUAGCUUCCUUGAUGUUCAUUUGGGCUAUUUUUCAACAAUAUUUUCCUUAUCAACUAAGAAACCAACUUGAGAAAUACUCACAAAAACUUGCUACUUUGAUCUACCCUUAUAUCCAAAUCACAUUUCAUGAAUUCACUGGUGAACAAAAGCUCAUGAGAAGUGAAGCUUAUUCUUCCAUAGAGAAUUACCUUAGCACAAAAGCAUCCACACAAGCAAAGAGACUCAAAGGUGAUAUAGCUAAGAAUAAUCAAUCACUUGUUCUUAGCAUGGAUGAUCAUGAAGAGGUUAGUGAUGAGUUUAAUGGAGUUAAACUUUGGUGGGCUAGUGGCAAAAAUGUAUCAAAGCCAAAUUCAUUUUCACUUCAUCAUAACAUAGAUGAGAAAAGGUACUAUAAACUAACUUUUCAUAAAGUUAAUAGAGAUUUGAUUUUAGGUAGUUAUCUUAGUUUUGUACUAAAAGAAGGUAAAGCAAUUAAGGUGAGGAAUAGGCAAAGGAAGCUUUAUACUAAUAGUGGUUCUUAUUGGAGUCAUGUUGUGUUUGAACAUCCAUCAACAUUUGAAACAUUGGCUAUGGAUUUAGAGAAGAAGAAAAUGAUUAUUGAUGAUCUUGUUACAUUUAGUAAAGCUGGUGAAUUCUAUGGAAGAAUUGGUAGAGCUUGGAAAAGAGGCUAUUUGCUAUAUGGUCCUCCCGGGACCGGAAAAUCGACGAUGAUUGCGGCUAUGGCGAAUUUGUUAGGCUAUGAUCUUUAUGAUCUUGAGUUGACUGCUGUGAAGGAUAAUACUGAAUUGAGGAAGCUUUUGAUUGAGACGUCGAGUAAAUCUAUAAUUGUGAUCGAAGAUAUUGAUUGUUCGCUUGAUUUAACCGGUCAGAGGACGAAGAAAAAGGCGAAGAAGGACGACGAGGAGGAGAGAAAAAGUGGAGUUAUGAUGGAAGAAAGAGAAGGGAGAAUGAGUCAAGUAACACUUUCUGGAUUAUUGAAUUUCAUUGAUGGAUUAUGGUCUGCAUGUGGUGGUGAAAGACUAAUAGUUUUCACAACAAAUUAUGUUGAGAAAUUGGAUCCUGCAUUGGUUAGAAAAGGUAGAAUGGAUAAACAUAUAGAGUUAUCUUAUUGUGGAUUUGAGGCAUUCAAGAUUUUGGCUAAGAAUUAUCUUAAUAUUGAGUCACAUUAUUUGUUUGAUACAAUAUGUGAAUUGUUGGAGGAAGUUGAAAUUACUCCAGCUGAUGUUGCUGAGCAUUUGAUGCCAAAGAGUUCUUCUGGUGAUGUACAAGUUUAUUUGAAAAGUUUGAUUCAUGCACUUCAAUUGGCAAAAGAAGGAGCUAAAGUAAAAUCAAUGGAAGAUGCAAAGAAACUAUGAAGCAAUCAAAUGUUGGAAACUGUAGACUUCAGCUACCUUGAUGUUAUGUAUAGUCAAUGAAAAUGGAUUUGUCUCCAUUAUUGCAAUAUUAGAGUUCUAGAUUCAACAAUAUAUAUGACAGCAAUAUCGGAGUUCUAGAUUUCAACAAUAUAUUCGAUCAAAGAUAUCUUAAACCUUUUGAAAUUUUCAAUUUAGUCGGGAAAAAUGUAUAGAGCUAUUACGACAUGAAUUGCAAAUUGUAUUUCUUCAA